Caenorhabditis remanei is the source of this 258-nucleotide messenger RNA. RefSeq lists its product as uncharacterized. NCBI's taxonomy places the organism in Eukaryota, Metazoa, Nematoda, Chromadorea, Rhabditida, Rhabditidae. The transcript has 2 exons. The record is from RefSeq and is a predicted model, not a curated record. The coding region runs from base 1 to 258 and encodes 85 amino acids.
AUGCAGAAACUCUGGGUUGGUGAAAAGGGAUCUCGAACAUUCGACGAGUCCGAAUACCCCCAAACUAGAAUCCCUAUUUCAAAACUCAAAAGAAACGUUGACUUACCAUCUUCUGGAUCUGGAAUCCAGCAGUUUUUCUUUGAGUCGAAUGGACGGGCGGAAGCAGCAGCCUUCGCCUCUCUCGACAUUCCCAAGAAUGGGAAUCCUGGAUCAUUUUCGAAUGCGUCCGGAUUGCCAGACAUUUCUAGAUGGAUCUAG